AAUAUUCAAAGCACGAAUUAUGAAAACAAAUCGGGCAUGUCCGUCAUUGCUACGACACAUACGAAGUCGCCAUUAGAUUGUGGAGUUCCGAGAGUAUCGCUGUUCUGGUCCAGAAGGCCAAAUAGCGACGAGCAUCAUGCUUCGUUUGCCUGUUAGCCGUGCGUUGGCUGGGGUAGCACGCUGCAAGACCUGCCUGGCUGCCACAAAUAAUGUUCGUACAACUGCCACAGCUGCCAGUAACCUGGUGGAGGUGUUUGUUGAUGGGAAGCCUGUUAUGGUUGAACCUGGAACCACAGUGCUGCAGGCUUGUGAAAGGAUGGGGGUGCAGAUCCCACGCUUCUGUUACCAUGAGCGUCUGUCUGUGGCAGGGAACUGCCGCAUGUGUCUGGUGGAAAUCGAGAGGGCACCAAAGCCUGUGGCCGCCUGUGCCAUGCCUGUGAUGAAGGGAUGGAAUAUUUUGACCAACUCAGAGAAAACAAGGAAAGCCAGAGAGGGGGUGAUGGAGUUCCUGCUGGCCAAUCACCCUUUGGACUGCCCCAUCUGUGACCAGGGAGGAGAGUGUGACCUGCAGGACCAGUCAAUGAUGUUUGGCACUGACAGGAGCCGCUUCACAGAGGGGAAGAGAGCUGUGGAGGACAAGAACAUUGGGCCCCUCAUUAAAACCAUCAUGACCCGCUGUAUCCAGUGCACACGCUGCAUCCGCUUUGCCAGUGAGGUUGCAGGUGUGGAGGACUUGGGUACCACUGGCAGGGGAAAUUCGAUGCAAGUGGGCACUUACGUGGAGAAGAUGUUCAUGUCUGAGCUGUCUGGAAAUGUCAUUGACAUCUGUCCUGUGGGAGCGCUGACCUCCAAGCCUUAUGCCUUCACCGCCCGCCCCUGGGAGACCAGGAAGACAGAAUCCAUCGAUGUGCUGGACGCAGUGGGCUGCAACAUUGUGGUGAGCACGAGGGGCGGAGAAGUUAUGAGGGUCCUGCCGCGCCUCAACGAGGAGGUCAACGAGGAGUGGAUCUCGGAUAAGACCCGGUUUUCAUACGAUGGGCUGAAGCGACAGCGCCUCACUCAGCCCAUGGUGAAGAACGCCUCUGGACAGUUAGUAACCACUUCCUGGGAGGACGCCCUGACGCAAGUCGCUGGAACGCUGCAAGGAGCUCAGGGGAAGGAUAUAGCCGCCAUCGCUGGGGGGAUGGUGGAUGCAGAGGCUCUGGUUGCUCUGAAGGACCUUCUGAACCACCUGAACAGUGAUGCCUUGUGUACUGAGGAGGUCUUCCCCAUGGCUGGGGCUGGCACUGACCUGCGAUCCAGCUACCUGAUGAACUCUCGCAUCAGUGGAAUCGAGGAGGCGGACUUGCUUCUCCUGAUUGGCACCAACCCGCGCUAUGAGGCGCCCAUCUUCAAUGCACGUGUCAGGAAAAGCUGGCUCCACAAUGAACUCAAAGUAGCAGUGGUUGGGCGGGAGUUGGACCUCAGCUACACCUAUGAACAUCUCGGGGAGUCCACGCAGGUGCUGCAGGAGAUUGCAGCUGGAACACAUCCUUUCUGCCAGGUUCUGGCCCAGGUGAAGCGCCCGGUGGUGGUGGUGGGCAGUGCCUGUCUGCAGAGAGCGGAUGGGGCCGCGUUGCACUCUGCUGUGGCCCACAUCGCCCAGACCGCACGGACCAGCAGCGGAGUGCAGGACAGCUGGAAAGUGCUCAAUGUUCUCCACAGGGUAGCUAGUCAGGUCGCAGCGCUAGACCUGGGUUACGAGCCUGGUGUGGAAGCCAUCAGGAAAAACCCACCCAAGGUUUUGUUCCUACUGGGAGCGGAUGCUGGUUGCAUCACCAGACAGGACCUCCCAAAGGAUAGCUUCAUCAUCUAUCAGGGGCAUCAUGGGGAUGAAGGGGCAACCAUGGCUGACGUCAUCCUCCCAGGGGCUGCAUUCACAGAGAAGUGCGCCACCUAUGUGAACACUGAGGGUCGUGCCCAGCAGACCAGGCUGGCGGUGACUGCACCAGGCAUGGCCAGAGAGGACUGGAAGAUCAUUCGUGCUGUUGCUGAGCUGGCUGGUGUGACGCUACCUUAUGACACUGUGGACGAGGUGCGCGACAGAUUGGCUGAGGUGUCGCCCAACUUGGUGCGUUAUGACGAUGUGGAGGAGGCAAACUACUUCAAGCAAGCCAAUGAGCUGUCACAGGCGGUGAAUGAGCAACUCCUUGCAGACCCACUGGUCCCCCCACAGCUCACAGUGAAAGACUUUUAUAUGACAGAUCCAAUCAGCAGAGCCUCUCAGACAAUGGCCAAGUGUGUUAAGGCAGUGACCGAAGGAGCACACGCGGUGGACGAACCAUCUGUCUGCUAAUGUUCUGUUUGUAUUCUGAAUGAUACCAUUCUGUGUACCACACAUCUUUAAAUCUCCAGUACACCCCCAGGAACUCAUCAAAGUAGCAGUGUAUAUCACUUGCAUUGUAUAUCACUAUUUAAGGCUUGCCAGUCUCAUUUAAACCUUAUGUCAGCAGUACAGAUCGAGCGUGUGAAUUUUCUUAUAUUUGUGCGCUGUACUGAGGGUGUUAUAUAAGAUUGUAGUGUUGUAGGAAAGUUUAAAUGUAAUAAUAAAUAAAAACCUGUCAUUGUAA
Molecule: messenger RNA, 2609 nt
Organism: Conger conger (European conger)
Lineage: Eukaryota; Metazoa; Chordata; Actinopteri; Anguilliformes; Congridae
Product: NADH-ubiquinone oxidoreductase 75 kDa subunit, mitochondrial-like
Exons: 19
Coding region: 137-2335 (732 amino acids)
Biological process (GO): ATP synthesis coupled electron transport
Cellular component (GO): membrane
Molecular function (GO): iron-sulfur cluster binding; NADH dehydrogenase (ubiquinone) activity
Source: RefSeq, a predicted model, not a curated record